CGACCUUCAGAGCGGCACUGUAGGAAGUGACUCCGGAAAGUUCUGACCCAAAGCGUUUAAUGGUUCGUUCGUCUGUGCGUAUGCCGGACUGGGUGGAGGGAAAAAAAAAACAAGAUUGGCAGAGUCCUGGGCAUUAGUUUCGGCGGAGAGUUUUUUAAAAAGCACCAGCAACCUUCGACCUCCAAAUUCUUUCCUACAAAUACUGGAUAAAACUGAGAUACAAUCAGAUAUCGAUUCCUGCUUUAGAAAAUAACUUCAAAAAGUAUGUCCUAGCAGAGCAACACCCCUCCUCCCGUCUUUUGCGUCAUCUUGUGUUGUUGUGAUAAGCAUUCAAGUUCAAACAUUUAGCUUCCUGUGGUAUACUGAUGAGCAGAACUCUUCCAUCCCAUACCUCAGUUUUGCCUAAGGAGACGCAUGCAAGAACUUUUUUCAAAAUCACUGCGCCAUUAAUAAACAAAAGAAAAGAAUAUUCAGAGAGAAGAAUUAUUGGAUAUUCAAUGCAGGAAAUGUAUGAUGUGGUAUCGGAAAUGGAAGAUUACAAGCAUUUCGUUCCUUGGUGCAAAAAGUCAGACAUAAUAUCAAGGAGACCUGGGUAUUGUAAAACCCGGUUAGAAAUCGGCUUUCCACCUGUGCUGGAGCGAUACACAUCAGUAGUGACCUUGGUGAAACCGCAUUUGGUAAAGGCGUCCUGCACGGACGGGAGGCUUUUCAAACAUCUGGAGACAGUUUGGCGUUUCAGCCCAGGCCUUCCCGGCUACCCGAGAACUUGCACCUUGGAUUUUUCGAUCUCCUUCGAGUUCCGCUCGCUGCUGCACUCGCAGCUCGCAGCCUUGUUUUUUGACGAGGUGGUGAAGCAGAUGGUGGCCGCCUUUGAAAGGAGAGCGUGCAAGCUAUACGGCCCGGAGACCAGCAUCCCGCGGGAGCUGAUGCUGCACCAGGUGCACCACACAUAGGGCGCGGGCCGGAAGCCAUGCCUCGGGACCCUGCCUGGGAGCCAGGGAGCCGCGGCAAGCCCGCCUCGGUGGCACGCCUGGCCUGCUCCGCCCAGAACUUGGGCGUAGAGCACGGACCCACAUUAUUUGUUCAAUCAAGGAUGAUUCCAAGGUUCUGCAUUUGCAACAAUGGGGAUGCCACCACCACUGUUGAGUACUGACGUCAUUCUGAGCAGGAAUUAGAGCCAUAAUUUAAAAUACCUUUCCACUGGCACCUUCCCUGCAAGAAGUUUGUUGAGCUGCAUAAUAUAUAUUAACCAUAUCAUGUUUAAGUUAUUAAAUCUAGAAUAUGUGUAAUGUAUUGCUAUAGGGCUGCCAUAGGGCCUAGGCUAGUUAGUAAUCCUAUUUCAAGCAAAAACUUGGAUUCAGCUGGGCGUGGUAGCACACGCCUGUCAUCCUAGCUACUAGGGAAGCUGAGGCAGGAGAAUCACAAGUUCCAGGCCAGCAUGGCCACUGCCGUGAGACCCUGCCUGAGUGCUGCAGCACCUGCCUGGCGUCUUCAGCACCCUGUGCUGCAUCCCCAGUCAGGGUGGGGAGGAGAAAAGCUGGGUGAGGAAGUGCCCCGGCGCUGUCGGGCAUCGAGGCUGGGGCGGCCAGAGUGUGCUUUGUCCUGUUCUGGUUUUUGAGUGGUCCAGAGUGUGGGGCUCCGUUUGGGGGAUGGCAGCCUCCUCGGUGCUCUGGCUGCCUGUUGGGAUGCUCAUCACGCAUGGUGCCUUGUUCCCCAUGAGUGGUGGCAUCUGGUCCCCAUGAGCUGUGGCAGGAGAGAGCAGGUGCCUGACUCCUCCACUGCGCAGCCCCUCUCCUGUUUACUGUGUGUACUCACCUUCCACAAUGGAUUCCAGACUGGGGUUUGUAACACAUCAAUGUGAGGACUAAAGUGGUAACUUAAUAAAGUUAAUGUGUUUAUUUUUGGUACAA
Cavia porcellus (domestic guinea pig) is the source of this 1910-nucleotide messenger RNA. It is a transcript of the gene Coq10b, whose product is annotated as coenzyme Q10B. Gene Ontology annotation, biological process: ubiquinone biosynthetic process; cellular respiration. The transcript has 5 exons. Gene Ontology annotation, molecular function: ubiquinone binding. Lineage: Eukaryota; Metazoa; Chordata; Mammalia; Rodentia; Caviidae. Gene Ontology annotation, cellular component: mitochondrion. The record is from RefSeq and is a predicted model, not a curated record. The coding region runs from base 366 to 953 and encodes 195 amino acids.